AUGUAUGCAGACGACAUGCAGUUGUACCACUCCUUUAAAAGUGAACAUUUACACGAAGCGCUAAAUCUGAUUCAAAGUGACCUUAAGGCUAUUGAAAGGGCUUCAUUGGAGCACUCGCUGGUUCUCAAUCCUCUAAAAUCGGCAGUCAUGUUGUUUGGUAACAAGCAGAAAGUCACCGACUUGAAACAUUUGGUAAAAUUCAGAAUUGGCGACAAAGCUGUUGCACUAAAGGAGGAAGCAAAAAAUUUAGGAAUAAUGAUAGACAAUUCGUUUAGAUACAACAAAUUACUCACACCCGCACCUGUCUAUGGAGUACCACGAGUGGAAGUCCCCGUCAUUCCACGAAUUGAACUGCCUGCACCCAAACCAAUUGCAACUGCGUACGAAUACCGGGUGGAGACUCCUGUGGUGAAAUCUGCACCCUACCCAGCACCCGCACCUGUCUAUGGAGUACCACGAGUGGAAGUCCCCGUCAUUCCACGAAUUGAACUUCCUGCACCUAAACCAAUUGCAACUGCGUACGAAUACCGGGUGGAGACUCCGGUGGUGAAAUCUGCACCCUACCCAGCACCCGCACCUGUCUAUGGAGUACCACGAGUGGAAGUCCCCGUCAUUCCACGAAUUGAACUGCCUGCACCCAAACCAAUUGCAACUGCGUACGAAUACCGGGUGGAGACUCCUGUGGUGAAAUCUGCACCCUACCCAGCACCCGCACCUGUCUAUGGAGUACCACGAGUGGAAGUCCCCGUCAUUCCACGAAUUGAACUUCCUGCACCUAAACCAAUUGCAACUGCGUACGAAUACCGGGUGGAGACUCCGGUGGUGAAAUCUGCACCCUACCCAGCACCCGCACCUGUCUAUGGAGUACCACGAGUGGAAGUCCCCGUCAUUCCACGAAUUGAACUUCCUGCACCCAAACCAAUUGCAACUGCGUACGAAUACAGAGUGGAAACUCCGGUGGUGAAAUCAGCACCAUACCCAGCACCUGCACCUGUGUAUGGAGUACCACGAGUUGAACUUCCUGCUCCAAAACCAAUUGCAACUGUGUACGAGUACCGCGUCGAGACUCCAGUAGUGAAAACAGCACCGUACCCAGCACCUGCACCGGUAUACGGUGUACCCCGCAUUGAGCUACCAGCACCCAUCGCCAAGAUAGAAACACCAAUAGUGAAAUCCGCACCAUACCCCGCUCCAGCGCCCGUAUACGGCGCUCCAGUGAUACCCAGAAUUGAAUUGCCUGCACCAAAACCAAUUGCAACUGCGUACGAAUACAGGGUGGAAACUCCAACGGUGAAAUCUGCACCAUAUCCGGCACCUGCACCUGUCUAUGGAGCGCCCGUCAUUCCACGAAUUGAACUUCCUGCACCUAAACCAAUUGCAACUGCGUACGAAUACCGGGUGGAGACUCCAGUAGUGAAAUCCGCACCUUACCCAGCACCUGCACCCGUGUAUGGAGCACCACGCGUUGAAAUACCCGCGAUUCCGCGAAUUGAACUUCCAGCUCCAAAACCAAUCGCCACAGCCUAUGAAUACAAAGUCGAAACGCCCCUUCUCAAAUCUCUCCCUCUUCCAGCACCCGUAUAUGGCGUACCGAGGAUAGAACAACCGGCUCCGGUUUACGGUAUACCAAGAAUCGAGUUACCUGCCCCAAAACCCAUCGCCACAACAUACGAGUUCAAAGUUGAGACGCCUUUACCAAAAGUCGAAGUGGUCAGAUCCGGACCGUAUCCGGCGCCGGCCGCUGUCUACGGACCACCAGCUGCCAGAGUCGAUAUACCAAUAGAAAAAACAGUAUUGCCAACGUUACCAUCCGCGUCACUACUUUUAGCUAAAUUAGACUUGCCCGCUCCCUUGCCUUUACAUUAAAUGCGAAAAUAAGGCUACGUUGUAUCCAUUUGGGUAUAGUAGAUACAUUAUAUUGUGCAUAUGACCGUUAUAUAUUAUUUAUA
Messenger RNA from Photinus pyralis (common eastern firefly), 1949 nucleotides. Its product is annotated as proline-rich extensin-like protein EPR1. NCBI's taxonomy places the organism in Eukaryota, Metazoa, Arthropoda, Insecta, Coleoptera, Lampyridae. The transcript has 2 exons. The record is from RefSeq and is a predicted model, not a curated record. The coding region runs from base 1 to 1866 and encodes 621 amino acids.